Molecule: messenger RNA, 450 nt
Organism: Theileria annulata
Lineage: Eukaryota; Apicomplexa; Aconoidasida; Piroplasmida; Theileriidae
Exons: 2
Coding region: 1-450 (149 amino acids)
Source: RefSeq, a predicted model, not a curated record
AUGGGUUCUCAAAACCCUUUGGAAAUUUUAGAAAACGAAUGUGUAAAUAAAGAAACCAAAGAUGAAUUGUGUGAAAAUAAGCCAGAUUUAAAAGAUUUCAUAUCAGAUGAUGAAUCGGUGGGAAGUGAUGACUCAAGUGAUAGAAAAAAGGUAAACAAGGGAUAUAAAACUGACAAAUUUGGACGAAGGAUCAGAUACCAAAUUAAUAAAAAAGUAUUUGGAAAGAAGGACCAGAAAUCAAAGCUAAAUGCCAGUAAAAAAUAUGAAUUAUAUCAAAUGAGGAAAAAAGAGUAUGAAAGUGAUAGGAAUCGGAGUAAAGGAGACUCUGAGAGUGUGUCACAAUACCAACUUUCAGCUAUAGAUAGGAUGACCCUGAGAAGAGAACAACUUCUGAAAAAGCACUCCGAAAAGUUUAUAAAUGACGUCAGGAAGUCUAAAGAUGAUGACUAG